AUGAGACAGCACUGUAGACUCGUCAACUUUGCCGCCCAGUACAGCUUGGAGAAGCACUUGCAUGGAGACUCGAGCUUUGCACAACCGGAUGGACAGCGAUCCCUUCGGGCAUACGCCGCCCCAGGUCUCUACGCGCCAGUUCUUCACAAUAGCGCAGAGCCCGACGACUCUCUGCGCGCCAUAAUCCACCGCCUGAUGGAGCCGCCGAAAUACCUCUACUCCGAGGAGGUGCCGCUAGGUCGCCACCUGAGUCUGCGCCAGGACGACGAGCUGAGGGCAAGAGGUGUAGAGCGGGGUCUCAGCCAAGAGUUGGACUUGACAGAAGCCACUAAGCCAUCACUGCUUCUACAGUGGCAGCUCUUCGAUCGCACUGUAGUCUCCAGAUCGACCCAGGCUAACACCUCACAGCGCCUCCCCCGUUUACUGCGACUCCUCGCCAGCACCCUCCUCACCCUCGCUCGCCUCGUCGAGUGUGUCCGCGGCUUCUUCGGCAGCCUCAUUGACACUCUCUUCUCGCCCUGGCGAUCUGAGGCACCCUCCCCUGUUCUCCAGGUCGCCUCGUCCACGACUUCGCCUUUCUCCGCGCCGGUUGGCCCGGCUCCUUCUUCGCCCUCUCCGCCCUAUUCUCUGCCGCCAACUCCUCCCUGUCCGCAGCUCAUCCUCAUAUCCGCCCCAUCAAUGCCCUCCAUGGGUGGGUCGGCGAACUGGCCCUCGACGAUGGCGACGACUGCGCCAAUCGACAUUCCCCCGUCGAUGCCCCGUGGUAGACCCUGGAGAAUGGGUGACUACGAUGGUUAG
Molecule: messenger RNA, 798 nt
Organism: Didymella exigua CBS 183.55
Lineage: Eukaryota; Fungi; Ascomycota; Dothideomycetes; Pleosporales; Didymellaceae
Exons: 3
Coding region: 1-798 (265 amino acids)
Source: RefSeq, a predicted model, not a curated record